Molecule: messenger RNA, 3376 nt
Organism: Pistacia vera
Lineage: Eukaryota; Viridiplantae; Streptophyta; Magnoliopsida; Sapindales; Anacardiaceae
Product: pentatricopeptide repeat-containing protein At5g04810, chloroplastic
Exons: 10
Coding region: 1-2808 (935 amino acids)
Molecular function (GO): protein binding; RNA binding
Source: RefSeq, a predicted model, not a curated record
AUGGAUAACAUUUUAUCACUCUCCACCUCAUACUUCCCUCUCACUACUCCCUGCCACCCCACAACCUCACCCACCACUUCCCUCUCUUUCUCCCUCAAGUCGCCUCCUCCACCGCCACCGUCGCCACCUCCCGAGCCACCCCACAACUCCUCCAACCUCCGCCGCCCUAAAUCUCUCAACCCAACCCCUAAGAAGAAAAUAUUAUCUAACCCCCUCAAAAACCUCAUAGAUUCCACCCAGGUCCCUAUCAAUAAUCCCCUUUCUCUCUCUGCCAAACUCCGCCUCUCCAGCAAACUCUCCCCACCUCCACCACCUCCGCCACCUACGCCGCCCUCAUUUCACAAAACCCAAGUGGAAAAAAACGAAAUUUCAGAAGAAGAGAAUGAACACUGUUCUCCAGAAACAGAGUUUCGGCAGAAAGGAAAGAUAUUUGUGGGAAAUUUACCGAACUGGAUUAAAAAACCCGAAUUGACGGAGUUCUUCCGACAGUUUGGGCCGAUAAAAAAUGUGAUUUUGAUAAAAGGGUAUAAUGAGUUUGAGAAAAAUGUGGGGUUUGGGUUUGUGAUUUAUGAUGGUCUGGUGGCUGAGAAAUCGGCAAUGGAUGCGGUGGAAUUCGAUGGGGUGGAGUUUCAUGGUAGAGUGUUGACAGUGAAGCUGGAUGAUGGGAAAAGAUUGAAGUCUAAGAAAGAGCAGAGAGUGAGGUGGGUGGAGGGUGUGGAUGAAGAGGAAUUUAGGUCUAACUGGCAUAACGAGAGGGAGAGGGACAGGAGGGAGUUUCGAAAGGCGGUGGAGACACAGCCGGAGAAUUGGCAGGCGGUUGUUAGUGCUUUUGAGAGGAUUAAGAAGCCUUCAAGAAAAGAGUUUGGUUUGAUGGUGAACUAUUAUGCAAGACGAGGGGACAUGCAUCGUGCACGCCAAACUUUUGAGAGCAUGCGAGCAAGGGGGAUAGAACCAAACUCACAUGUGUAUACAAACCUUGUUCACGCUUAUGCAGUUGGUAGAGACAUGGAAGAAGCAAUAUCGUGUGUUAGGAAAAUGAAGGAAGAGGGCAUUGAAAUGAGUUUGGUGACUUACAGUAUAAUUGUGGGGGGAUAUGCUAAAAUUGGCAACACAGAAGCUGCAGGUUGCUGGUUUGAGGAGGCCAAAGAGAGACAUUCAACUUUGAAUGCAAUCAUUUAUGGGAAUAUUAUAUAUGCUCACUGUCAAACUAACAAUAUGGACCGAGCUGAAGCCUUAGUGAGGGAGAUGGAAGAAGAAGGUAUAGAUGCUCCUAUUGACAUAUAUCACACUAUGAUGGAUGGUUAUACAAUGAUUGGGAAUGAGGAGAAAUGCCUGGUUGUGUUUGAUAGACUUAAGGAAUGUGGAUUUACACCUUCAGUUAUCAGUUAUGGAUGUCUCAUUAAUCUUUUCACUAAGAUUGGAAAAGUUUCUAAAGCCUUAGAGGUUAGCAAAAUGAUGUUAUCUUCUGGCAUAAAACAUAACAUGAAGACCUACUCCAUGUUAAUCAAUGGAUUUUUAAAGCUAAAAGAUUGGGCCAAUGCAUUUGCGGUUUUUGAGGAUGUGGUUAAAGAUGGUUUGAAGCCUGAUGUAGUGCUCUAUAAUAACAUUAUCAGAGCAUUUUGUGGGAUGGGUAACAUGGAUCGUGCCAUUCAUGUUGUCAAGGAAAUGCAGAAGGAAAGGCAUAGGCCUACCACUCGUACAUUUAUGCCCAUCAUCCAUGGUUUUGCAAGAGCUGGAAAAAUGAAAAGUGCCUUAGAGAUUUUCGAUAUGAUGAGGAGAAGUGGAUGCAUUCCUACUGUACAUACAUUUAAUGCCCUGAUUCUUGGCCUUGUUGAGAAGCGUCAGAUGGAGAAGGCCGUUGAAAUAUUGGAUGAGAUGACACUGGCGGGCUUAAGUCCUAAUGAACAUACAUAUACGACCAUCAUGCAUGGCUAUGCAUCGUUGGGUGAUACUGGGAAAGCAUUUGAGUACUUUACAAAAUUAAGAAAUGAGGGUCUGGAGCUUGAUGUAUACACGUACGAGGCACUACUUAAGGCAUGCUGCAAAGCAGGCAGGAUGCAAAGUGCUUUAGCAGUCACAAAAGAAAUGAGUGCUCAACAGAUUCCACGAAACACCUUCGUCUAUAACAUAUUAAUUGAUGGAUGGGCACGAAGAGGUGAUGUAUGGGAAACUGCUGACCUGAUGCAACAAAUGAAACAAGAAGGGGUUCAACCUGAUAUCCAUACGUACACGUCUUUCAUAAAUGCAUGUUGCAAGGCUGGAGACAUGCAGAGAGCAACAAAAACAAUCGAAGAGAUGGAAGUUAUUGGAGUGAAGCCAAAUAUUAAAACCUACACCACACUAAUUCAUGGGUGGGCACGUGCAUCUCUUCCAGAGAAGGCUUUGAGUUGCUUUGAAGAGAUGAAGUUGGCUGGGUUGAAGCCAGACAAGGCAGUAUACCAUUGCUUGAUGACAUCAUUGCUGUCCAGGGCGACUGUUGCUGAAGCUUACAUUUAUUCAGGAGUGUUAUCCAUUUGUAAAGAGAUGAUAGAAUCUGGUUUAACUGUCGACAUGGGGACUGCAGUUCACUGGUCCCGGUGUUUGCGCAAGAUUGAGAGGACAGGUGGAGAGAUUACAGAAGCCUUACAGAAGACAUUCCCGCCAGAUUGGAACUCGCACCAUUCUCUUGGAGCAAAUUCCAAUAAUGAUUCUGAUGAUGAGUCUGACAUUAUUGAUGAUGACAGCAACUUAUAUUUUGCUGGUGGGACCGAUGAAAAUGAUGAUCAAAAUGAUGACGAAAACGAUUUUAAACAGAGGUUAUUGCUUUAACUUGGAAGUUAUAUAUGCUCUUCAGCAUUGUUAAUCUCAAGUUGUCAACACAUCUUGUGUUUGCAUGGGGCUGCCAUUAAAGUAUCUAUUCCAGGCUCCUACAGCAUCUUGACUUUUGAAGCUGAGGGUUCACAACGUUGAGAUCUUAUGGGUUUUGAGUGUUCAUAGUUUGCGCAAAAGUAGAACUUGUGGAAGAGCUACUUAGUGAAGAACUGCUCAUUGAAGAACUGGAGAGGUUUUGCUUUAAGCACCAGCUUCUUAUUGUAUAACGAUCAUGUAGAUGGAUCAAAUAGUGUUUCACCCUGGAGGAAAACUGUGGCUUGCUUGCUUUACCACAAGAUAGGUGUUCAUUCAAGCAAAUUUUGUAGAAAACUGAUCUCGGUUGAUAUAUCAUGUUUGAUCCAGAGGUACCGUCAAGUUUAUUUCGCUAUAAUUUUCUUAUUAUUUUACCUUAGGAAUAUAUUUCUAAAUAUGUUGUGUUUCGAAACUCCCCUAGCUUUAGCAAUUCAGAGAUGAACCUGUUGUUGCUAGCUACUUUUAUUAAAGGAUAAAGUAACAUAUUUGAAUC